Molecule: messenger RNA, 5853 nt
Organism: Hemibagrus wyckioides
Lineage: Eukaryota; Metazoa; Chordata; Actinopteri; Siluriformes; Bagridae
Gene: trim8b
Product: tripartite motif containing 8b
Exons: 6
Coding region: 1537-3231 (564 amino acids)
Source: RefSeq, a predicted model, not a curated record
GGGAGGAGGGAACAGAGAGUGUGUGUGUGUGUGCGCGCUCUGAGAGAGAGAGAGAGAGAGAGAGAGAGAGAGAGAUGUGUUGAAACUCAAUUCUGUUCCUGCAUUCCUUCCCUCAUCAAAGGCCGUCUAAAAAGAUAGGGGGGAAAUCAUAAAUUAUAACAUGGUGAGAUAGGAGCGCUUCGAAGAGUGAUCCACGGAGGGACAAUCUCAGGAAUUUACAGCGAGGACAGAUUGGAGGAAAUGUGCAGUGUUACAUUACCCGUUUGACGCCUUGUGGACAGUAAAGGCGAGAAGCUGCUUUUAGCCAGGGACGUUUUCUUUUUUCAUUUUUAAAGAGGAACGCAAGAUGGCAGAUGACAGGAGUGAAUAACGAGGACAGCACGGCGCCGUUCCCUUUAAAAUGUAAAGGAUCGCCCUGAAGAUUUCGGAUGUAUUUCGGAACUGGACACAUUGUGCUUAUUCGCUUCGACCGGAUACAAAUAAAAGGAAACACGGUUUUGUCUCCUAGCACUGAGGAUCUGAUAUCGAAGUAGGUUCAUGUUGUAGCUGUUGAGACCACACGCUAGCUGGAUAUGGCAGAUCUUUCCAUUUAGUCUACCUACAACAGAUUGGUUGGUAAGCCUUUAAACCUUUUUGUGGUCCGUUUUUGGCAAGAAAAGCGAAGCGACCGGUCGUUCCUGUUUUUUUCUUAGACCCCCAGACCAGUAGUGUGCUCUUAGUUAGUUUUCAGAAGCUAACGCUAAAAUAUUGUUUCUAGAACAUUUUGACUAAAAUGAAAGUAACCCAGGCCAUCGAUUUUUAAUGGUGAAACUAGAUUGCACAAGCAUGACGCACUGUAGCUUUAACGUGAAGGACAGUAGCACUGCCCGGUGUUAAUAUAUAUAUGUAUAUUACGGAGAUCUUAUUUUGAUACCUUGUCAUGAUCCUGUCCGGGCUUGCUUUUUAAUAAAACCAAUCCUAGUUGAUGUUAGGGUUAUUAAAAAUCGUUUCCAUUAACAAAUUCAAAAGUCUUAACGCUGCGCUGAAAAGAGGCCCAUAAACGUACCUUCACCUACUAUGGGAGGAACUGCCAAGGCAUAUCAUUCAGAUGUGUCAGCAGAUUAGUCUGUUCAUUAUCGUCACACAUGAUUCAAGAGUCACUGUUACCAAAAAAAGACUGAUCAUACAUUGGUAAAUGGAAGCACAAUGUAGAUAAGUGCGCUUGACCAUAAGAAACAUCCUUGACGCCUUUAACAUGCACGGAUUAGUAGAUUAGUAAGACUUGGAUGAUAUAAUGUGGCAUCAAGUCUACUCAUUGAUCUCAAGCAGUGCUGCUGUUCGCUAUUUCUUUUACAGAAACAUGAAUGCCUGUGAAAGUAGGCCUUAAGACACACUGGUUGUACACAAUGGUUAUCAUCCAGUAGAUGAAGCAGGAGCAGGUUUUGUCUGUAUGGGUUUAUAGUAGUCGUGGUCUCACGUCUGUGCAUCUUCAGAAAGUUCUCAGCCUGCACCUUUCACGCGUCACUAACUUGAAUCUUUAGACGAGCUCGACCCGAAAUGGCCGAAACCUGGAAGAAUUGUCUGGAAGAAGAGCUCAUAUGCCCGAUCUGUCUGCAUGUGUUUUCGGAGCCGGUUCAGCUGCCAUGCAAGCACAACUUUUGCCGCGUUUGUAUCAACGAAGCCUGGGCCAAGGAAGCGGCCAUGGUCCGAUGUCCGGAAUGCAACAACGCCUACAGCCAGAAACCAGCUCUGGAGAAAAACCACAAGCUGUCGAACAUCGUGGAAAAGUUCAAUGCACUGAACAUAGAGAAAGCUCCAACUGUGCUGCACUGCAUCCUGUGUCGCCGCGGGCCACCAAUGCCUGCUCAGAAAGUGUGUCUGAGAUGCAAGGCGCCAUGCUGCCAGUCCCACGUACAGACGCACCUGCAGCAGCCCUCGUCCAACGCGGGACACCUGCUAGUGGAAGCAGCCGAGGCUCGGGCAUGGAGCUGCCCGCUGCACCACGAGUACCGACUGUACCACUGCGAGGCCGAGCACGCUGCCGUGUGCCACUACUGCUGCGUGGCCAGAUGCGCGCCACAUCACGGACACGCCGUCUGCGAUGUAGAGCUGCGACGCAAUGACAUCCGGCAAACGAUGAUGAAGCAGCAGGACCGGAUUGAAGACAGAGUUCAAGACAUAGAAGAGCAGCUCUACAAACUAGAGUCAGACAAGUGUCUUGUAGAGGAGAAGGUGCAGCAUCUGAAAGAGGAGGUACAGCUACAGUAUCAGAAGAUGCAACAGCUGCUAGAGGAGGACUUGGGGAAGACAUUGGAGGUACUCGAUCAGGCUCAUACCAAAUUCUGUCAGGAGAACUCCACCCAGGUCCUGCAGCUCAACCAGAAACGCCAAGAGGCUAAGAAACUCCUCAGCUCUAUUCAGAUGGUCUCCGAUAAGGCAGAGGACAUCAAAUUUAUGAGGAAUACAAAAUCUGUAAAAAUCUUAAUGGACAGGUCUCAGUCAUAUAUUGGCAAUACCUUACCCUCUUACAAAGUGGGCAGCCUCAAUUCUAAGCUGUUUCUCUCGGAAAUCUCAAAGAGAGAGAAAAACCUGUGCAAAAUGCUUGAAGCUCCUUUUAGCGCUCCUGCAAACUUCUUCCAGACUAUUCCAGCCUAUCUGUGUGCAGAGAAGCGCAGGCACUCAGUGGCUUUCUCUGAUGCUGGGGGCAGCAGUAAAGCUGGCUCUAGUUUUAUGGAGUCUUCCUCUUCUUCCACUGGUCCUGCUACUAAACAGCCAUGCUUGAGUCUGACUCCAGCUCCAGGUUCCUCCACCAGUGAGGGCCAGUCCUCCCAGCAUGCUCUGGGGCCUUGCAACUCUGUGGGAAAUAGUAGUGCGGCGACCAGUUCUCAGUCCAUGCACCACUCUGGUUCUGUUUUCCCUCACUCUCAUUAUCCAAACAGCAGCACCUCACAGCUGGCUCAAUAUGGAGGACGCAAGAUUCUAAUGUGUACAGUGGAUAACUGCUACUGCUCGGGUGUGCCCUCAGUGUCCAACCCUAGGGGGCAUCCACCAUACCCUCGAUCCAGCUCCUUCCCCUGGCCAGUGAGCUCACAGGAGUACUCCCAUCAGCCCCUCCCCACCACACCUACAAUGUCUCAGUCUCUCCAGAGUCUGUCCAUGCGGGACUGGAUAGAUGCCUCGCAGCCACACAGGCAUCCUGACUUCUACGGCCUCUACAGCCAGUCUUCCAGCAAGCAUUACGUCACCAGUUAACCCCAGCUCCAGUGACUGCUGUCAGUCACAUGAUCGGCUAGGUUUUUAAGCUGUGGGAACGUGAACGAGUGGGAUUUUUUUUUUUGUACAUAAGUUGGAUCAGUCAUUUAAUGUUCUUUAGGUCCAAUGUCUCUUAAAACAGUAAAUGUUACAAAGUGAAGCAUAACUUUGCACGUAGGAACUAAUGAUGUUCCCUUAACUUGCAUUGCUACUUACUACAACAGAAUAAUACUAACCAUUUUCCAAAAAUGGACAAAGAACAGUAUGGUAAUUGGUUAAUCAUCAGUAAUGCUGCAAUUUUGUGUGAGCUCCUAAUCAUUUAAACGAUGGUUUACUGUAUUCAAUUCAACAGUCAGCUCUUAUUGAAAUACACAGUUAGCAACAAAAGGUCAUUCUCACCAUUCACAAUGUUAUAACCCACUAUAUUUUAUUUGCCUACUUAUUUCACAUAAGUAGUCUUUUUAAUCAGUGAGACAAUUCUUGUAUGAGCAAAAUAUUUUGAAAUUUUUACAAUCUUCUAUGUUUGUUAUCAUUUAGCAGAAGAUGGACUGUCUUCAGUGUUUUGUUUUGUUUUUUUUCAUAAGAGAAAGGUAUACUUAUUUGUAUAAGUUUGGGUUACUUGUAUAUGUAACAGGUAAUUUUGUAUUUUUUAGAGGGAAAAAGAAAGGAAAUUUUAAUGAUGCAAUAUUAUUUUCAUGGUUAUGUUUCUCGAUUUGUGCGUACUUCCCUAGUGAGAGUCUCUCGAUGGAAAUGCCCUGCUUGCCGUGUGAUUUCUUGGUACAGCUGUGACUAAAUGUCCAGGCUUUGAGCAGCUGCCCAACAUGGAUCCACCACACAGACAGUGCUGCCAAACAAAAAGAAAAUACCUUUUAAACUUUGUGAAACCCAGGAUGAAUUUUGGUUUCACAUUCUAUUACUCCUGUUUACCUUAUGCAUUCAUCCAGAGUUAUUUGGACCUGAUUUUCCAAAAAAAAAAAAAAAAAAAAUCUGAAGGAACUUUGGAAGUACAUUCCUCUCCAUUUAUUAGUAAUGCAGUUCUUCUUUCUCCUGAGUCAUGUCAUUACUGGCACCAAUCAAAGAUUAUCUGGCUUCCUGUUUGUUAUUGAUUGCAUGUGGGAACAAGUUUCUGAGCACUUGUAGUAAAUUAAUAAAACUGCAAGAAAUAUAAAAUGACUUUUGAAACAGGGAAGGUUCUUUUUUUUUAAAUAAAUAAUAUUCUGUAAUGACAAGCACUGACCAAUGAAUCUCUAGAAAUGAAAGCAAGAAUCUGGCUAAAAAAAUGUUUUUUCUUUGUAAAUAUUUUGUCAACUAAAGCAGAAGACUUGUAACUGGGAAAUAACUGUUCUUUUUUUUUUCCAAAUAAAUAGUAAUUUCAAUAAUGUCUUCAAAUGGUUUAAAAACUCACCUUUAUUUACUUUACAGCUUUGUUUUUCAGUGACUGGGAGACAUUGGUGCAACUUAUUCAGUGCAUUAUUGAGUUUGACAUAGUUGUGUUGUGACUUAAUGGGUACAUGAGGAUGUGUGUCACAGUUCAGCAUUUUUAAAAAUGGCGUACAAGAUGGGAAGGAGGACAAGUAUGUGGAUGAUAAGACAAACGACCGUCGCUGUAGUUCGUCAGUUGAGAACGAAGAAUGUUCUAUAAAUGUUGGUUUUGACCUCCUCACUCUCUGUGAAAUAUUCCCUCAAGAUAUAACUAAGAGCAGGCCUGCUGUGCAUAAUGCCUAGGCCUGAGAGGAAAACUACAUUUCUGACCAACAUUUAAAUGAAAGGCAUUAAUUUUUUGAGUGUCAACAGGCUGGGUUCAGGACAACUGUUCAGUUGUCCCCAUGAGAGAUUGAAAGUGCGACUUGUGUUGAAAUUGAAAUACAUUUUUAGAAUUCGAAGCAGAUAGCCAGUCUUACAUUUCUAUUAAAAUACAUUGACUUACUUAUUGUUGCUCUAUCCGAAGUUGUUGCCGCAAUAUUUAAUCAGAGAUACAGUGUGGUACUGUAGUUAAGCCAGGAUUAUUGUUUGUGCCACAUGAAAGACUAAAAGCAAACAGCUAAAAAGUGGGCCAGUGACUUUAGUGGCUACGGAUUCUAAGUGUCUGUCUCUCACAUGUAGCUGCAUGUGUAAUUAGGCUGUUAAGAAAUGUGUUUUGCUUUGAAUGGCUUCUGAGUUGGUUUCUUCCCGUUACAUCUAGGCUUCUCUUUUUAGGGAAAACCAAAACCAAAAAGCAGCUAUAACAUUUUGGGAACAUCACAAGGCAAAGAAUUUACUGUAAUUUACAGGAGUAAAGGGAAGAGCAGACCAGAGUAGAAAUAUCCACCUCCUCAGAAGGGCAUUAUCCACUGCUAAUCUUAGUAAAAUUAUAUUGGUCCAGUGGGUGGAUGGAGAAAUCGUGUAAGAGCUCUUUGUAUCUGUAACGACAGAUACUGCUUCAGUCAGGUGCUGACAACUUUUGGUAAUUCUCAUUAUUGUAUGUAACAAGAAGCUUUUUGUCAUCAGUAAUGUCUGUAGCUCAAAACUUGUAAUUAAGUGCCAAUUUAUCUAUGGGCUAAAUUGAAUGUUUUCCCUACUCUGGUACUAAUCAUUUUUCUUAGUGUUUUUUAUUAAGUGAAAAUAAAUCAAAUAGAUUGCCCA